AUGUCGGUUCUAAGACAUGGUGGAGGAGGCGGUGGCUUCCUCCAGCGACGCCUCACAAAACUAUAUACCGAUACCAAAACCUCAUGCGAAAGCGUCACAACGGCUUCAAAGGCCGUCGACGACCCUGAACUCGUCGCCCUCCACACCAGUUUCCAGAAACAGAGAGAUCGCUUGCUAGCAUGGGGUCUAGAUUGGAGCGAUGCCAGCGCGGCCCAGCCCAAUGAUAUUGACGAAUCCUUGACUGCUGCUGGAUUCAGUGAUGUCGUCGAGAGUGUCAUGUCAUCGAUACAAGAGCUUCUUAACGAUGCUGAACAAAUACAACAUAUCGAUGCGCCACCCCUCCCCUCUAAAGAACGAAAGAUCGAUCUCCCGUCGAAGGACACUCUUGGCAGCCGGCCACUCAAGACACAAUGGACAGAGGAGGAUAUAACUCGCUCAAAGACAAUCUUGAACGAACUUACUGGCUGCAUUGAUACCCUAUAUGACUUGUCGCGCUCGCGCCGCACGAUGGCGUCUAGUAUGUCGUCAAGUAGGAUGGGGCGCAAGCUGCGCGCUAGUCCUGCAUCACCUUAUGAUUCAUCGCAUGGCGCAUUUGGUGAGUCAAAAGAGAAAGUCCAGAGCCCGAAGCAAUUGUUCGACCCAUACUCAUACUCGCCGUCGACGCCACACCACGACUCCAAUCCCUUCCUCCCGUCGAACCGCCUCCUCAUUGAGCGCUCGGCUCUUCAGCUAUAUGGAGCGGCCCAUGAUAAUAGUCCUCCGCCGUAUGAGCCUAUUGCGGCUUCUUCCAAUUCUCGCGCAAUUGGUCGCUUAAACUCUUCGGCGUCGCCGAUUCUCGCCUCUAUGAAAGAGUCGCAUGUAUCUGUCCUGGUCGAAUUCAUUCCCAUAAUGAUGGACGCCAAGUUGAGCCCCAAGAGUUCUCGAUUGGAAAAGCUUCAGCAGUCUUUGGAACAAUUGCUGCAGAAUGCCAGAAUAUCCCAUCUAGGUCUGAUGCGAUUCCUGGGUUAUUGCAUUGACCAACCCAAUGCUCGCUAUGCAUUCCUCUAUCAGAUGCCAGUCGACUAUUUCCCAUUCCUUCAGAACCCUAGUGACUUGUUGAAAGAACUGAAGCCCAAGCCAUUGGUGGCUCUCCUCCCUUCAGCUGAAGACUACCGAGAGAAACGAGUUCCAAACCUCGACACUCGCUUUCGAUUGGCUUAUGAUCUGCUGAUGUCUGCUCUUCACUUGAGAAGCCAGAACGCCGUUCAUGGUAACAUCAACAGCAGCAACGUUAUCUUCUUCCCCGGUCGAGAUGAUGCUAGUGAUGACGAGAGUGGACUUGCACCGGAUCUCCGUCGUCCUUAUCUAACUUCUCCUGCACGAUUCUCUGGCGAUGGACCCACACCUGAACCCUUGUCUUCGGCAAUGUACCGCCAUCCUGAGGACAAGAGAUCUGUUGAGGAUGAUGGCGCAUGGGCAUAUGAUCUGUAUUCCCUUGGUCUCAUUCUCCUGGAGAUUGGAUUAUGGGCUCCAGUUGGUCGUCUCUGGAAGAUGAAGUAUGAUCGUACAUGGUUCAAGCAUCGCGUGGAAGAUCUUUACGUCAAGAAGCUUGGCCCGAAGUGCGGUGGCGCUUAUCUUCAAGCUGUUCAGCUAUGUCUUGAUGCCCCCAACUUCCAUCUGUCAACACAACCAAUGACCGAUCUUGGUCUUCGUGUGCCUCAGAUCUACCACUACCCAGUUCUUGACCUUUCAGAACCUGACGGCACUUUCUCCUUCUCAAUGAACUUUAUGUAUACGAUUUGCAAGAUUCUGUGGUCUUGCUGCCGAAUCGACAUCUUCUCAGCACCUGGGGCAGAGGAGUUGGACGACUGCCUUCCCCUCGCGCUUGUCCCAAUUCCCGAAACUCCUGAACCCCUCACUAUCCAGGACAAGGUUAAUGCCUACAAAGCAAAACACGACUUGACCAACUUGGAUAAGAAGCUCCCCAGCAUUCCGCAACAGGAAUGGACUCCUCCUUCAAAUGACGAAAAGGCUUUUGAGAAGCCUGCUAAGAAGCGCACUGUCAAGAGGCUUCCACACCUGGAAAUCCCAGAUGAUCACUUACAGGAGUGGAAUUUCCACAUGAUGCCCCGCUUGAGUCGUCUGCUUCAAAAGAUUCUGAAAGAGUCAUCCGAGUCUUGUGGGGUCAACCUCAUCAUGACUGGCGAGUCUGCUGAAAGCGCGAGAACAACCAUUUGUGUUACUUGCGCUAGCGUGAAGAAGGUACGAUUCGCUUUGAAGAAGCACUUCUCUCUUGGUCGGGAUGAUUGGGACCUGAUCGUACUGCGCGGCGAUAUCGAAAGAUCCAAAGUGCCUCGCAACAAACGCCGCCGGCCAGCUAAGACUCGUCCGAAUGUGUCGAAUGCAACUCCCUUUCGCCAGCGAGAGCUCAACCCAUGUCAUCAGCAACGACCGCUUUGCGGAGCAUCCAUUGGCGCUUUUCAAAACGAAGAGCACCUACCGCCUGUCUCCUAUGGUGGCGCCGUCAUCGUCGAUGGCUUGCCGUAUGGUCUGACAGUUCAUCACAUGUUGGAAGCUCCCAGCGAAGAUGAAGGUCAAGGAAGUAGCCCCGGAGACUCGAAUACAGAAGACCCAUCGAGGUCGGCGGGUAAUUGGCCUCGGGAUACAUCUAAUGCACAGAACCCCGAAUUCAUGUAUAACUAUGCCGAGGACGACCCUGGCUUGAACCUCGAGUAUGAACUUUCUGACAUAGAGGAUGGGGACGAUGCAUCAUUCCCACAAGGCCUUGAGUCUGGGUAUGAUGAGUUUUGGCUUUCGGAUGAAGAGUCGUCGGAUGAUGACUCCCUUGGUGGUGAUGAUGACGACGAUGAUGCUGCCUCAAUUGGCGACACUGCUGGUAUUGAACCCGGUGAAGAACCUCGGCUGCUUGUCACCCAACCCGCCAUUGACGACGUGCACGAUGACUUUUUUCCAUCUCCAGAGGAUCGAGAUGAUGAGCAUCUGGCCUCACACUCUCUUGGCUAUGUCCACGCCUCCUCUGGAGUACGUCGUUGGACUCGAAAAGGCCUCAAACAUGAAAUUGAUUGGGCCCUCAUCAAAGUGGACGAAGCGCGCAUGGACCCCCGCAAUAUCAUCCUCGAUACCACCAGAUCUAGCAUCGCCCGUCCAGGCCGGCCCAUCCCACCACAACCCAUUUUCCUAAAUCAGGUCGCCCAGAUGGAGGAGCUAGGUGGUUUGCAGGUACAUUGCUGUGGCCGGACAAGCGGGCUUCAAACAGGUCAGAUAUCAAAGGCCAUGACGCUAGUCAAGCUGCAUGGCCGGCAUUCUUUCUCGACGAGCUUUUGCGUCAAUGGGAAUUUCGGAGCCCCCGGCGACUCCGGCGCAUGGGUCUUCGACCGCCCAACCGGCCGCGUCUGCGGCCAUGUCCUCGCCUGGUCCGAAAAGACAAACACGACCUACAUCUCCCCGAUGGAGGUAACCCUCGACGACAUCGCCCGUACCCUCAACGCCUCCCUUGUCUCCCUCCCCGGCGAUCCAGGCAGAUCAAUGGCCUACGCCGAUCCUACGUCCCCGCCCGGUCAAUACAGAUACCAGGCACAGUUGCCAGGGGACUUUAGCCGUCUAACACUUGGGGGAGGUGGAAGUCCUGGUCCGCCUGUUCCGCCUCAUCCACCUCACUUUCCUCAUCCGCAUGGCCACCCUGGCUAUGGUCGUCCUCCGCCUCCGCCACCGCCUCCCCCGCCUGGCUCGCGUGAAGCCCAUGGCCCUGUAUAUCGGAGCCCUGUUCCUCCGAUUCCUCCGUCUCUUAUGAGUGGACCGCGCAGUAUUGAGAGACAACUUGCUUGA
This is a messenger RNA of Penicillium antarcticum, 3825 nucleotides long. RefSeq lists its product as uncharacterized. NCBI's taxonomy places the organism in Eukaryota, Fungi, Ascomycota, Eurotiomycetes, Eurotiales, Aspergillaceae. Gene Ontology annotation, biological process: protein phosphorylation. The transcript is spliced from 2 exons. Gene Ontology annotation, molecular function: ATP binding; protein kinase activity. The record is from RefSeq and is a predicted model, not a curated record. The coding region runs from base 1 to 3825 and encodes 1274 amino acids.